AUCUUGAAUUGGGCGUUCGUAGCUGAACCACGCAGUUGUUUUCUCCCACUCUCAGGAACGAUGACGAUCGUAACGACGACGUACCAAGCUUUGCUCUGCAACAACCACUCCUUCUUUGGCUCAAAACCUUCACUUUCACUCUCUCACUCCCAAUUUCCCAAUCCAAGACAUUCACAAGCGUCCUCGAACGCUAAGACGUGGCCUGCUACGACUCCACCACCACUUAUAUCCAAUCAUGUAAGGACCCCAGCGUGCCACGCGGCUCGUCGCAAGCCUACUAUCGCCGCCACGCCAUCCACCGAAGAGGGCGACGACAAUUCACGGCGUGUGCUGCAAAUCAUUCUGUGGGUCGCCGAAGGAGUUUACAUUUUGUGGCUCUUCCUGCUUCCUUAUGCCCCAGGAGAUCCUGUGUGGGCAAUUAGUUCAGACACAAUACACUCUCUUGUGGGCCUUUCUCUCAAUUUUUUCUUUAUCUUACCUCUUAUGAACUCUGUUGGCAUUUGUCCAAUUGAUGCCCCAGUUCUUCACCCGGUUUCUGAAGGAUUAUUCAAUUUUGUUAUUGGGUGGACAUUCAUGUUUGCUCCUUUGCUGUUCACGGAUCGUAAGAGGGAUAGAUACAAGAGCUCUUUGGAUGUUCUAUGGGGCCUACAGAUGUUCCUUACAAAUACAUUUCUAAUACCUUACAUGGCUAUUCGGCUGAAUGAGGCUGAUGCAGACUGUACUCUAACCAAGCGCUCUCAGCUGGGCUCUGUGAUGACAAAUGGUGCACCUAUUGUUGGACUGAUUGGUGGGGGCAUAUGUCUCAUAUCUGCAUUGUGGGCUCUCUUUGGUCGAAUGGAAAGUAAUUUUGGGAGCAUAGGAGACAGAUGGGAAUUCUUGGUCAGUUAUCUGGGAUCAGAGAGGCUGGCUUAUGCCUUCAUUUGGGAUAUAUGUUUUUACACAAUUUUCCAGCCUUGGUUGAUCGGUGAUAACCUUCAAAACGUUCAGAAAAGCAAAGCUGGUAUAGUAAACUAUCUAAGAUUUGUCCCCGUGGUUGGCUUAAUCUCUUACCUUCUCUGUUUGAAUCUUGAUGACGAAUUUUAGCUUCAUGUAAUGUUGAGUCAAUUCUGAAUAUCAAUGAACUAUAUAUAUAUAUAGUGAACAGUAAACACAAUUUGAAUUG
Messenger RNA from Corylus avellana, 1162 nucleotides. RefSeq lists its product as uncharacterized. NCBI's taxonomy places the organism in Eukaryota, Viridiplantae, Streptophyta, Magnoliopsida, Fagales, Betulaceae. The record is from RefSeq and is a predicted model, not a curated record.